AUGUCAUCGUUUACUGAAAUUCCAACUUUGGUUCUGACAGGGGUUGGCCUUGCACCAUUUGGUGGCGGACUCGGACAGCGGCUGUACUGCUACGGCAACGAGGCGACGAAGAUGUCGAGGGUGGCAUCAUUGCUAUUUUCUGGAUGUGACGCGGCAGUGACCGGGGCGGCAUGCAGCAUUGCCCGGUCGGUUUCUACAGGACUAGACGAGAAAGGCAGUGGUCGGGGCCUUGUGGCGCCAGUAUGGACGAUGAUGCAGGCGUACAUGUUCCGCGGUGGUGGUACGUCAGGGGCUGCGUAUCUCGCAGUAGCCGUGCUGCUGCAUCAGGUGCGGCGAACCCUAUGUCCAGAACUGGGUGACUACGUGCUGUCAAAUGCGGGCGAGGACUGGCGGCUGGUUCUUGCGCGACCAGAUGUCUUCUUGGAGCAGGUGCUGGUGACGGCCUCCUGGCGACGGUUGCUGCAGAGCAGCGUGCAGAAACGGGCUUUGGACGUAGUCGCCGGCGGCGGUUGCUCGCUGCUCCUGGCGGCGGACGACGGCGUCCUGGCGGCGGUUGUUCAGCGAGGUAUCGGUCUGCUGUCCCGGGGCGGCCAUCCGGCGAUGGCCCGCACGGUGAUGCGUCGAAUCAAAGACACAGCGGCCAUGGUUCUGGUCUUGUGGCUGUUUUCGUGCAUCGAGUAUGCCAUGACACGAGUCUUUAGCUCAGGUGCCCUAGCCUACGCAGUCGGGUCAAUGCUGCUGUCCGCGGCUGGGGAUGGAGCUGUCGAUGGAGCUGCCGCUGCCAAUCGUGCAGUCUUAGAAAGGGCUCUCACGCAGGACAGUGUCUCGGCUGUCCUGCUGGCCUGGUCGCAGCUCGUGGCGUAUCCGAUCUGGGGCAUCUUCCCGCUGCUCUGCACAGCCGUGGGGGCCGCCGUUGACCGUCGCCAGCCAGGCCUGCUCGUUGCCGUUCUGGCUGCCUCUGCCUCCAUGUAUGCACUGCUACAAUACCGUUCACGGCUGUACAUCGCCAUCGAGACAAGCGGGCUCUUUGUCGUGCUUACCUUUUCCGCACUUUCUGGCAUACUCCUGGCGGCAGAUGCGCGCUGCAAGAGGACACUAAAGGAUAAAUCUAGCAGUGGGGACAGGAACGGAAAGAAGAAGAAAUUAUGA
This is a messenger RNA of Grosmannia clavigera kw1407, 1149 nucleotides long. RefSeq lists its product as uncharacterized. The record is from RefSeq and is a predicted model, not a curated record. The transcript has a single exon. Bases 1 to 1149 code for a protein of 382 amino acids. Lineage: Eukaryota; Fungi; Ascomycota; Sordariomycetes; Ophiostomatales; Ophiostomataceae.